AUGAUUGGAUGGGCAAUAUGCGUAAAUCAGGAUGUUGAAGAAUUUCUUGAAGACUAUGAAGCGUAUAGAGCAUCGAAGGAAUGUGAUGAAGAUAAAAUGCAGCAAGUAAUAAGACUCUAUGUCUCUAACAAUCUAAAGCCCUGGAUACGUGAACAAAUAAAGGCCAACAGUACAUGGACCAAUCUGAAAGCUGCUAUUAGCUCUGGUGCCCAAACGUCCUAUAAUGUUGAGGAAAAGCUCGAACAAUUAAAAAGUGUGAAGCAAAAGCCGAAUGAUAUGAUCAAGACAUAUACCAACCAGUUCGAUGCGUGUGCAGAAGCUGUGAAGAAUCAUAUCAGAGGUCUUGAGAAAAGACAAUAG
Messenger RNA from Cetraspora pellucida, 360 nucleotides. The record is from the annotation of a GenBank genome assembly. Lineage: Eukaryota; Fungi; Glomeromycota; Glomeromycetes; Diversisporales; Gigasporaceae.